Messenger RNA from Homarus americanus (American lobster), 3114 nucleotides. RefSeq lists its product as uncharacterized. The transcript is spliced from 4 exons. Lineage: Eukaryota; Metazoa; Arthropoda; Malacostraca; Decapoda; Nephropidae. Bases 106 to 2853 code for a protein of 915 amino acids. The record is from RefSeq and is a predicted model, not a curated record.
CGCAUGGUCACAACACAAGAUGGCGACUCACUGACCGCGGCAAAACGUUUAAUAGCGGCGUCCAUCACGAGGCCAUGAGAGGCGGCUCACUGCACCGCCACCGAGAUGAGCUUGGAUCGUCCAUGCGCACACUGCAGAGAAGGACGUGUGCGCCCCUUUCAAUUUUCUCUGGAAGAAGCAGUGUUGCGGUGUGACAAUGUGGAAUGUGACUCCCUAUUAUUGUCAUCACCAUGGGAUUGUGUAAUUACUCGGAAUAUAAGGGUGCAGAACGCACAUCGAUCAUCAUAUUUGGGACGUCGGCAGUUUUGGGGGGGGAGUACUAGUACAGGUAGUUCUACCAGUGGUGUGCUAUCAGAUAUUAAAAGCCCAAUACUAAGUCCUGCCCAGUCACUGGUAUCUGUCACAGAUAAAGAAGUGGAACUGCUCCUACAAAAGUCUUAUGCACCUCCAAAACCCAGUAGGAAAAAUAAGAAAUCUUCAAGGAAAUAUCCUCCUGCUGCCGAUCAAACUGAAGUUCCUUCACAAUCUCAGCCUCCAGAGGUGAAGACUGAUUCAAGCUGUGACGGUUUCUUUGAGUUGCUUAAUAGUCUUGAUUUGGACUUGCCAACACACCCUGCCAAAAAGGAAUCAGCAACUGGCACAUCAUGUGAUGAUACUGGACUAGAAGUUGUAAAUGCAGAACUUGAAUCCUGGAUGAAAGGAUUUGAUGUAAAGGAUAACACACUCACAGACAGUGUAGAAGACCUUUCCAGUACAGAACCUAACUUGUGUAGUGUUUUGCAACAAACUGUGAUUGAUUCAAAUAAUAGAGAACAAGAAAGACAUAUUCCCAGUCAAAGAUCAGCUUUUUCUCAAAUAAUUACAAGUACAGGGAAAAAUGGACUUUGCAAUUAUAAUUAUAAUGAGGAAUUUGCCAGUAAUUUAACAGGUAAUUCUUCAUCAGUAAUUGAAGAAAUUUUAGAUAAUCCACAAAGUUUAGUGGAGAAAGGUCAGAAAAUUGAUAAUAAUAAAGCUAAGUCAUUAGUUUGUGCACCAAAUGAUUGUGCUAAAGAGGAAGUGUCUGCGUUGUGUGAUUCUCAGUUUCUGUCUCCUGCUGCCUCUGCUGCUAGUGAUGACAGUGGUUACAAUGAAGAGGACGCUAACAAAGGUUCAACUAUUACUGUGCCUCAGCUGCAAGAGGAAAGUGCCAAGUUUUCUUCUUGUUCAGGAUCUUCUCUUGGGUCAUUGGGAGAUAUAGAAACAAGCGAAAAUUUUAAAUAUAAUUUAGUUGCAGAAACUUCAUCAUAUGAUAAUUUCAAGAGCCUAAUGGCAUCAGACUUGAAAUUAUCAGCACCUCAAGAUCCCCUUCAAUUUAACAUUCACCCAGCCAUGGUAACAGUUGAAAAAAGUGUAGCUGUUAAUGAACAACAAAGCAUAGGAUCAGAGGCUUUGGACUCUCAAGAAGAAGCUGUAUCAAUACCAGUUAAUGAGCCCACCAACAAUGAAGAACUAGCUUUAACUAUACCAGAAGGGGAGAGAGAAGCUACUAAUGAUCCAGGGGAAAAAGAAGCUACUAAUGAUCCAGGGGAAAAAGAAGCUAAUAAUGAUCCAGGGGAAAAAGAAGCUACUAUUGAACCAGGGGGAAAACAAGCUACUAAUGAUCCAGGGGAAAAAGAAGCUACUAUUGAACCAGGGGAGAGAGAAGCUACUAAUAAUCCAGGGGAGAGAGAAGCUACUAAUGAUCCGGGGGAAAAAGAAGCUACUAUUGAACCAGGGGAGAGAGAAGCUACUAUUGAACCAGGGGAGAGAGAAGCUACUAAUAAUCCAGGGGAGAGAGAAGCUACUAAUAAUCCAGGGGAGAGAGAAGCUACUAAUGAUCCAGGGGAAAAAGAAGCUACUAGUGAUCCAGGGGAGAAAGAAGCUACUAUUGAACCAGGGGAGAGAGAAGCUACUAUUGAACCAGGGGAGAGAGAAGCUACUAAUAAUCCAGGGGAGAGAGAAGCUACUAAUAAUCCAGGGGAGAGAGAAGCUACUAAUGAUCCAGGGGAGAGAGAAGCUACUAAUGAUCCAGACCUUGAAAAGCAAAUUGCAGAACAUAAUCAAGAUCUUUCAAGGUUGUGCAAUGUAGAUGAAGAGGCUCAAAGUAUUUAUUCAGUGUCAAGAGAUGGCGGAACAUUGAUGAUUGAAAGUGGUGCAGAUUCAGUUACAGAUCUGUCCCAAACAUCUGCAAUUCAUGAGCACAGUGAAGCUAUUGUUAGUGAGGCUUCUAGUCAUUAUGGGCCAACAUUACCCUCAGAUAUAACUGAAAACAUAGAAAAUAAAGCAUCAUGUUCAGAUCAGUCUUCUGAUACUUUAUCUCUCUGUUCAGUAGCAAGUUUUAGUGAUGAAAAUGGAAGUAUUAAAUCCAAAGGGAGAGGAAGACGUGGCAGAAAAGGUAAAGCACAUCAAGGAGGUGUUGGAAAUGUUAGCUCGUCUGACUCGAAUCAAGAGACCAGUAGAGAUAAUAUGCCAAGGGUAAGGGGUAGUGGUCAAGGCCAUGGUAGGGGGUCAGGUAGAGGAAGGGGGAGAGGAAGUGUGAAUAACUUAACUGGUUCACAAGAAUCACAGCCCAACAAGAGACCAAGGGUUCCUAUUGAAAUGUCAACCCGCCAAACAAGGCAGCGCACUGGCACCAUUGAAGUCCAGGCACCCACAUCCUCCAAAAGUCGACAAUGCAGCGAGACCACAUCAGAAGACAGUUGUGAUGGUAAGACAGGACGGGGUCUUUCAUCACUCCUACAGGUACCAAGUUGGCAGUUCCUUGAACGGACAAACAGCCAGCAUAACGGAAACCUGACCAACCUGAGCUUUCGCAGCCUGCUGAGUGGUGAGUAACAGCUUUAAGUUAUUUUACUUAUUUUAUAGUUAUGAAUGUGAGUUUACAUGCCCCAUUUUUGAUGUUAGGAAAUUCUAAACACGGAAUUAAUACUUGAAUUUUUAUUACGGAUAACGUACGUAUGAGUGGAAUUGAGUGAGUGAGGAGGAAAAGAUCUGAAAGUGACGUAUAAAGUUUACCUUACUGUAGAUCUUACGCUCAUGGCAUUGUGUGGUUAUGUGAUUUAUGCAAACAUCAGUUCCUCAGUGUUCAGUACAGUA